Messenger RNA from Trematosphaeria pertusa, 1356 nucleotides. RefSeq lists its product as uncharacterized. The record is from RefSeq and is a predicted model, not a curated record. The coding region runs from base 153 to 1211 and encodes 352 amino acids. Lineage: Eukaryota; Fungi; Ascomycota; Dothideomycetes; Pleosporales; Trematosphaeriaceae. The transcript has a single exon.
GUUGGCAACAGGUACGUAAAUGGUAGUACCUACCUAGGUAUGGCGGGUCACUGUUAAUCGGCCUCCUGAAAACCACUCGGGAAGACCUUCAAGGCGUAGAGACAUUGACUUUCAGUUGCUCCAUAAGCUAACGAAUACCACUACGCUCGCAGAUGGACUCCGAAGAUGCUUAUGAUGCACAUCGGCAGGAAGACAUCUCCUGCAAAAAGCGACCGGAACCAGCGGACGACCGUCUUCGGCCCCAAGUACUGAAAAGCAAACUCGACUUUAAGAAGGCCCCUUACACGAAUGCAAAGAGUACGGAAGAGAAAUGGAGGAUGGUGUUUGGGAGGCUCUUCCCUGGCGAGGAAGUUCCCUCCCCUUACGACCAACAUGGCUUCACUUCGCGGCAGGAGCGGAUACUUAGCGAAGUCCUCGAAGACGAGUUGACUAGGGAGCUCGGACCGGCCUCAGGGAUUAGGAUACAUCGUAUCAAAACACAGACCCUUCAGGCCUUUAGGCGUAGGCUCAUGUCUAUAUCCUUGGAGAAUGAGGACACCGUGACGCGGAAGAGUAAGAGCAUGGAGAUCCCGGAGGACAACACCACGGUAACCCCAGAGACCGAGAACGACUAUACGCCUACAAGUAGCCAGGCGACUAUGAGUAGCGCCGAUAUGAAUAACGCGAGCCACACGAUAGCUGGCUUCGUGGAGUCGUUACCCAAAACCAGGCCGGCAAAUCCACAACGUUGCCACCCGUCACCUUCCGCAUGCAGCACCGAAGGCAUCCAGGAGUCUCUCUACGAAUCGUCCCCGACAAAUAUCUUUUGCUCUAGUACCUCGCUGCCGAGUUCAUACGCCACUGACCUCACGCGAAGCGAAGUUUAUGGCUCUACCGAGGACAUUCAGACGUGCAACUACCCACCAUCGCUACGGCGCUUCUUUCCGCAGAGGCGGCCCCAAAUUCCGCUCUCGAGGACACAAUCCUCCCACCUAUGGAGUCCCUCGGAUCCUAAAGGCAAUCCAACACAAUAUUCGGAUGGGGCGCUUAGCUUCUCUAAUGACAUGCAUACAAUAUUAGAAGAGCCGUUCCAGAUGAUGGAGUCAACAUCCUUGUUCGAAGAGAACGGUGAGGAAGAAUGGGCAUGGGACGCUUAUCCAGUAUCAAUGGAGGAAUCUGGCUCACGUUUGGAAUACAGCCCCGCGAAAGACCAGCGUAACGGUUACCAAUGACGAACGGGUAAUGGAUGAGGCAUUGAAGCGCUCCAGGGGGCGUUAUGCAAAUAGAUCAAUUCUCUCUACUGUGGCAUCCUACUACUUAUCCUGAUCUAUCUUACAAUGUGAUGAAAGGGCCUUCCUUCUCCAACGUCUGUCAUCG